UUCACCUCCCAGCCACACCAGUCAGGCCUUACCUUCAUCCCCCACAAAACGCCAAGAUGACCACCUUCACACUCAGCUCAUUUCAACCAUUUCUCUUACUCCUCACCGUCUCCUCCACCCUGGCCAUCGCAUCCGAUUUCAUCUUCCUCAACUGCGGCUCCUCAGAGUCUUCCACAACCUCAGACGGCCGCAACUGGACAGGCGACUCCACUUCAACUGUCACCAUUACGCCAAACACGUUACAACUCCAUGUUCAAACCCUAGACUCGUCGGUUCCGAACCUUCCCUACGCAACCGCGCGAGUCUCCUCCUCCCCUUUCACCUUCUCCUUCCUCCUUCCCCCCGGCCGCAAGCUCAUCCGCCUCCAUUUCUACGCCGCCGACUACGGAAACUACUCAGCCGCCGAUGCUCUGUUCUCCGUCAACUCCGGCCGUCACACUCUCCUUAAAAACUUCAGCGUCUUACAAACCUCUCAAUCCCUCGUCAUCUCCUACAUCGUCCGCGAAUAUUCCAUAAACUCCUCAUCCCCACUGAUCAACCUCACCUUCACCCCCUCCUCAUCCCUGCCGUCCUCCUACGCCUUCAUCAAUGGCAUCGAACUCGUCUCCUCGCCGGAUAUCUUCAGCGGAAGCAUGCCUUUAAUCACCAACACUCACAGGACGCAGCCGUACAAAGUCGAGCCCGUUUGGGCUCUGCAGACGAUGUACCGGCUCAACGUCGGCGGAAAUUUCAUCGGGCCCAUGGAGGAUUCCGGCUUGUUUCGAUCUUGGGAAGACGAUUCGAUCUACAUCUACGGAGCCGGAUUUGGCGUAACCUACGCUGCCGACAGCAACGUUUCCAUUCGGUAUCCUUCAAAGAUUCCUGAAUUCAUAGCUCCGUUAGAGGUUUACGCCACCGCACGAUCAAUGGGUCCUGACCCAGAAAUCAAUUUGAACUACAAUCUCACUUGGAUCCUACCUGUAGACCCCGGUUACUACUAUUUGCUCAGAUUUCAUUUCUGCGAGAUCCAGUACCCAAUCACUCUUGAAAACCAGAGGGUGUUCGAUAUAUUCAUAUAUAACCAUACGGCCAUUGAAGACUUCGAUGUUAUUUUAGAAUCCGGCGGCAUUGGUGUUCCUACCUACAGAGAUUUUGUCGUAGCGAUUCCGAAAGAAGCAGAAUCUCCCGCCAUGGUUGAUCUCUGGGUAGCUCUACACCCAGAAAGAAACACCCAACCAGAGUAUUAUGAUGCCAUCUUGAAUGGUCUUGAGGUCUUCAAAUUGGAAGCAUAUGGGGACACUCUCGCCGGGGCUAAUCCUGUGGUAUCAAGAAUACCAACUGGCGAUCAAAAUACCAACCCAAUCACAAUAAUAAUCAAUUCAAAAAAUGUUAAAAUUCGAUCGCUUGUUGGAUCAGCUGUCGGUGUAGGUGGCCUUGUUGUGGCUCUUGCUAUAUUCACCUUAGUCUACUUUCUCCACUCCAAAGGGAAAGAAUCUCUUUCAUUAAAUCCUCGCCUUGCAGAUCAAUGGAAGGUGACAAGCUCUACCGGCUGCCGGCAGUUCUCGUUCGCGGACCUUGAACUAGCCACCGACAGCUUCGACGAGGCACGGAUCAUUGGUGUCGGCGGGUUCGGAAAGGUCUAUCGUGGAACCAUCGACGGCGGGGCAAAAACCAUUGCCAUCAAGCGUGGGGAUUCGAUUUCCGGCCAAGGGAUCGAGGAGUUUCGCAAUGAGAAUGAGAUGCUCUCCAAGCUUCGGCACCACCACCUCGUCUCUCUGCUCGGUUACUGCCAUGACAGCGCAGAAUUGAUCCUGGUAUAUGACUACAUGGCGUUGGGGAAUUUAGGCGAACACAUCUACGGCAAGAAGAAGAUUCCGCCGAUUCCGUGGGAGCGAAGGUUGGAAAUCUGCAUCGCAGCGGCGAAGGGGAUUCACUAUCUCCACACCGGCGUGAAGCCGGCGAUCAUCCACCGGGAUGUGAAGACGUCUAACAUCCUUCUGGAUGAGGGCUGGGUAGCCAAAAUUUCCGACUUUGGGCUGAGCAAGUCGGGGCCGGAGGAGGUCGGGCAGUCCCAUGUGAGCUCGGCGGUGAGGGGGACAAUGGGAUAUCUCGAUCCGGAGUACAUUAUGCUAAUGCAGCUGACAGAGAAAUCAGACGUUUACGCAUUUGGAGUGGUGAUGCUGGAGGUGAUCUUGGGUCGGCCGGCGCUGGAUCCGGCGAACGCGGAGGAGGAGAAUUUGGUGGAUUGGAUGCGGCAGUGCUGGCGGGAAGGAGAUGUGGAGAGCGUAUUGGAUCCUUGCUUGAGAGGUAGUGUGGGAGAGAGUUGUUUGAAGAUGUUUAUGAGGACGGCCGAGAGCUGUGUGGCGAAUAGGAGGGACGAGCGGCCGGCCAUGGGCAAUGUGCUGAGAGAUCUGGAGCUGGCUCUGAGUUUGCAGAUGCAGGAAUUCGCAGAGGAAUCCAUUAAUGAAGAAAGCCAACAGUUGGUCGGAUAAAUGUAGAAGAUUUGUGUCGUGUAUAAAUCAUAGGGGCAGGUAAAGAUCUUGAUUUUGAGAUUGAAAGAUAGGACAAAAGUUCUGAUUUUUAUAGUUAAUGGGGAGAGAAGCUGGCAAUAAACAUUUGGGGAAACUGUUUAUGCAUCUCUAGUACUCCAUGGAGGGAAAUUGUCGGAUGCUAGAUAAAACAAGCCAAUCAGAAUAUGACGAAAUGGACAACUAAAAUCAAGGAAAGGCCAGCUACUAUCAACCAAAGAGGUAAUUAAAUAAAAAUCACAUAAUAGUUUUUUUUUUCUUUUUUUUUUAGAAAAUCUGACGGUCAGGUUCAGCAAAGAAAAUAGUAAGUUAAACAC
Messenger RNA from Phalaenopsis equestris, 2824 nucleotides. RefSeq names its product receptor-like protein kinase FERONIA. NCBI's taxonomy places the organism in Eukaryota, Viridiplantae, Streptophyta, Magnoliopsida, Asparagales, Orchidaceae. The transcript has a single exon. The coding region runs from base 57 to 2471 and encodes 804 amino acids. Gene Ontology annotation, molecular function: protein kinase activity; ATP binding. The record is from RefSeq and is a predicted model, not a curated record. Gene Ontology annotation, biological process: protein phosphorylation.